AUGUCCUCUGACGAAUUAAAUAAACUACAAGCAAAAGCUUUACGUGCUAAAAUUAUGAAUUUGCCCAAUGCCAGUGAAUUGGAAAAACAAUAUGAGAAUGCUAGACUAGCGGCUGAGAAUAGUUCUAGUGGUGUGGAAUCAGAAACUCGUGUUGAGGUUUUGCCAUUAUUGGAUAGUCGAGGAAGGCCUUACGAUCUUGGUGGCUCUGCAUCAAAAUUUUCUCAGCAUGCGGGACCUUCUCGUCGUAAAAAAGAAAAGGUAUACAAUAAAUAUAUGGACGAGAAUGCUGAUAACAUAGCCAAAAUUUCACAAAAAUCCGCGGAACAAAAACGAUAUUUUGCUAUUGAAGGAGUAAUUUUCAUGGAGACGGUUGUAAAUUUGAAAUAUCAAAAUCAUACAGUGAUUGAAUGUAUACCGAUGCCUUGGGACUUGGCCCAAGAUGCACCCGCAUAUUUUAAGGAAGGUAUAAUGGAAAGCGGCGGCGAAUGGUCACAAAAUAAAAAGCUAGUAGACACGUCUAAAACUGGAUUCAGACGUUCAAUGGUUAAGGAAUUACCAUAUUUUCACGUUUGGUUUGGUUUGGAUAAAGGGUUUGGUCACGUUAUUGAAAAGGAAAAGUCAUUUCCCCGAUGGUUUGGCAAGGAAAUAGUUGCUGGUGUUUGUGAUUUACCACCAGAUGUUUGGAGACGUCCUAAAAAGCAAAAUCCACGUGAUAAUAGUACCCGUGUAUCAGAAUUUAUGAAAAAAUGGAAAAAGUGGGAUUGGACAACAAUACUCGAAGGAAAAUAA
Racocetra fulgida is the source of this 789-nucleotide messenger RNA. The record is from the annotation of a GenBank genome assembly. NCBI's taxonomy places the organism in Eukaryota, Fungi, Glomeromycota, Glomeromycetes, Diversisporales, Gigasporaceae.